Messenger RNA from Chinchilla lanigera (long-tailed chinchilla), 7761 nucleotides. RefSeq names its product dynamin 3 (gene Dnm3). Gene Ontology annotation, cellular component: membrane; cytoplasm; microtubule. The record is from RefSeq and is a predicted model, not a curated record. Lineage: Eukaryota; Metazoa; Chordata; Mammalia; Rodentia; Chinchillidae. Bases 211 to 2832 code for a protein of 873 amino acids. The transcript is spliced from 22 exons. Gene Ontology annotation, molecular function: GTPase activity; microtubule binding; GTP binding.
GCCAGGCCACGCCCCUCGCCCGCGCACGCGCUCUGUGGGGCUGUUAGCUGUCAGGCGAGGAGCUGCGGGCCAGCGGCUGCAUCCGUCAUCUGCUCCCGGACCCGCGCUCUGAUCCCAGCGCCGCGACGUCCGUGAGGGCAGCGCGGCCCGGCUCCUGGCCAGAGCGCAGAGGCGAACAGGGACCCGUGGGCAGCUGGCCGCGCAGGCAAGAUGGGGAACAGGGAGAUGGAGGAGCUGAUCCCGCUGGUGAACCGUCUGCAGGACGCCUUCUCGGCGCUGGGACAGACCUGCCUGCUGGAGCUGCCACAGAUCGCCGUGGUGGGCGGCCAGAGCGCGGGCAAGAGCUCGGUGCUGGAGAACUUCGUGGGCAGGGACUUUCUUCCUCGAGGGUCAGGCAUUGUGACAAGACGACCUCUUGUGCUGCAGCUUGUUACUUCUAAAGCAGAAUAUGCCGAAUUUCUACAUUGCAAAGGAAAAAAAUUUACAGAUUUUGAUGAAGUUCGCCAUGAGAUUGAAGCGGAAACAGAUAGAGUGACUGGAAUGAACAAAGGCAUUUCUCCUAUACCUAUUAACUUACGAGUUUAUUCCCCUCAUGUGCUAAAUCUAACCCUUAUCGACCUACCUGGAAUAACUAAAGUUCCCGUGGGAGAUCAGCCACCAGAUAUUGAAUAUCAGAUCCGAGAAAUGAUUAUGCAAUUCAUCACAAGGGAGAACUGUCUGAUUUUGGCCGUUACCCCAGCCAACACCGACCUUGCAAACUCAGAUGCACUGAAGCUAGCUAAAGACGUUGAUCCCCAAGGUCUGAGAACGAUUGGAGUGAUCACCAAAUUAGAUCUUAUGGAUGAAGGAACAGAUGCCAGGGAUGUUCUAGAGAAUAAACUGCUGCCUCUUCGCAGGGGUUACGUAGGGGUAGUGAACAGGAGCCAGAAGGACAUAGAUGGGAAGAAGGACAUUAAAGCAGCCAUGCUGGCAGAAAGGAAGUUUUUCCUUUCCCAUCCUGCUUACAGACAUAUUGCUGAUCGUAUGGGCACCCCACACCUGCAGAAGGUCCUCAAUCAGCAACUCACCAACCACAUUCGAGAUACCUUGCCCAACUUCAGGAACAAACUGCAGGGGCAGUUGCUGUCCAUAGAACAUGAAGUAGAAGCUUACAAAAACUUCAAACCAGAAGACCCCACCAGGAAGACCAAAGCCCUCCUGCAGAUGGUUCAGCAAUUUGCUGUGGACUUUGAGAAGAGAAUCGAAGGGUCAGGGGAUCAAGUAGAUACUCUGGAGCUCUCAGGUGGUGCUAAAAUCAAUCGCAUUUUCCACGAACGCUUUCCUUUUGAAAUAGUGAAGAUGGAGUUCAAUGAGAAAGAAUUGCGAAGAGAAAUAAGCUAUGCAAUCAAAAACAUACAUGGUAUCAGGACAGGAUUGUUUACACCAGACAUGGCAUUUGAAGCAAUAGUCAAGAAACAGAUUGUAAAGCUGAAAGGGCCUUCCUUGAAGAGUGUAGAUUUGGUAAUGCAAGAAUUAAUCAACACUGUCAAGAAGUGUACCAAAAAACUGGCGAAUUUUCCCAGACUUUGUGAGGAAACAGAAAGGAUCGUUGCUAACCACAUUCGAGAGCGAGAAGGGAAGACGAAGGACCAGGUACUGCUAUUGAUUGACAUUCAAGUCUCCUAUAUCAACACCAAUCAUGAAGACUUCAUUGGCUUUGCAAAUGCUCAGCAGAGGAGCAGUCAGGUUCACAAGAAAACCACAAUUGGAAAUCAGGGAACCAAUCUUCCGCCUUCAAGGCAAAUUGUCAUUCGUAAGGGAUGGCUGACCAUCAGCAACAUUGGCAUCAUGAAAGGAGGCUCGAAGGGGUACUGGUUCGUCCUCACUGCAGAAAGCUUGUCCUGGUAUAAGGAUGAUGAGGAAAAAGAAAAGAAGUACAUGCUUCCCUUGGACAACCUCAAAGUUCGGGAUGUAGAAAAGAGCUUUAUGUCUAGCAAACACAUAUUUGCCCUCUUUAACACAGAGCAAAGGAAUGUAUACAAAGACUAUCGUUUCCUGGAGCUGGCGUGUGAUUCCCAGGAGGACGUGGACAGCUGGAAAGCAUCUCUGCUAAGAGCCGGGGUCUACCCCGAUAAAUCUCUAGGGAACAACAAAACUGAAAAUGAUGAGAAUGGCCAAACAGAAAAUUUUUCCAUGGAUCCACAACUAGAGAGGCAAGUGGAGACCAUUCGCAACCUCGUGGACUCCUACAUGUCUAUUAUCAACAAAUGCAUCCGAGAUUUAAUUCCUAAAACUAUAAUGCACCUUAUGAUCAAUAAUGUUAAAGACUUCAUAAACUCAGAGCUCCUAGCCCAGUUAUAUUCCUCAGAGGACCAGAAUACUCUGAUGGAGGAAUCUGCUGAGCAGGCUCAGCGCCGAGACGAGAUGCUUCGAAUGUACCAAGCCCUGAAAGAAGCCCUGGUGAUCAUUGGUGACAUCAACACAGCCACUGUGUCCACCCCAGCACCACCUCCAGUGGAUGACUCCUGGAUCCAGCACUCUCGCAGGUCGCCUCCUCCAAGCCCCACGACCCAGAGGAGGCCCACACUCAGUGCUCCCCUCACGAGACCCGCGUCGGGCCGAGGACCAGCUCCCGCCAUCCCCUCUCCAGGCCCCCACUCAGGGGCUCCCCCAGUCCCGUUUCGUCCCGGGCCCUUACCUCCUUUUCCCAAUAGCAGCGACUCCUUCGGAGCCCCUCCGCAGGUCCCGUCUCGGCCCACGAGGGCCCCGCCCAGUGUUCCCAGCCGGAGACCACCCCCAUCACCAACUCGUCCCACUAUAAUUCGUCCACUAGAAUCCUCUCUGUUAGACUAAAGGAAGUGUCUGGCAUGGCAAUUAAUCACUAACGAAUUAUGCGAAAGCAACAUAGUCGAUAACUGUUGCAGUAACUCAUGAGUAGUCGCAUGUGUGGACAUGAGUAGGCAAGUAACUAGUUUGACUAAUGCAUUCGUCACGCAUCUUCAUUGCUCAUGGUAUGUCUAUUUUGGGGGUUUGACUCUUGAAAACUUCUGACGAAGGUAGGUUUGUAGAGCAGCCCUGUACUUUGGGUACCAUUUGCCAAGCCUGGCAUAUAUUUGAAAUUGCUUUAGACAACUUUUCCAAGUUGUCUACCAGGUAGCUCAUUAAAUAUAAUUCUUAACAGAUAUGAGAUACUAAUGAGCUUAGAACUAAGCCAUACAUAUUUCUUUUCCCAUUCUAUUUAAGAUGGCAGAAACUCUUUUGUCUAUUAUUAGUGCUAUCACCUACCUGAUAAUUACAUAUUUAACUACUCGUUCCUUCUUCUUUAUUUCAUAACACUGCUAGGAAGUGAUCUUUUUAAAACUGGAAUUCCAUAAGAAUAAGACUUUUCCAGAAGCACAAGGUAGUUUGCAAAGGAAAAGUCUCUAUUGUUUGCUCUAGAGAGCCGCCCCUCGUGCCAAUAUGCUUUGCUUCGUGCCACAAGCGGAGGCUAAGAUGAAAUCACAGCUUAUUUGAGGCAAUAAGCCAAUAGAUUCAAUUAGUUUUAGAGUUCAAGGAAGAAGCAAAACAUUCCAUCUCUAAAAGUGUCUGCAGAAGUGUAAAACCUUUACUUCCUUAUCUAGUCCCCUCCUGGUAAGUGAUGUUGAAGACCAAUCUGGAAAAUGUUAAUUUUUCCAGCUAAUCUAAUUUUUGUUGUGACUAACUGUACCUUGGUACUAACUCCAAUUUAUUAUUGUGAUUUAUUAUUUUGGUUGGAGCAAAAAGAAUUCUUUCCAUUCUGACUUGCGAUUCCCUUAUAUAUUUGCAUAUAAAUAAUUAUGUAAGAACUCUUUAAAAAGAGGUAGUGUGAGUAUCCAUUCUAAGUUCUCCCCCCACCUUAAUACUGGAGAAUGAGGGCUGGGGAUUUAGCUCAGUGGCAAAGCCCCUGCCUGGCAAGCGCAAGGUCAAAAAUUCGGUCCCCGGUACCGGAGAAAAACAAAACAAAACAAAAAUACUGGAGAAUGAAUCUAGCAUUUUGCAAAUGCCAGACAAGUGAUCUACCACAGAGCAACAUCCCCAGAUCAACAUUUAAGCUUUCUAAAGAAAUCUUGAGGCUUACUGUGAAAUAAUCAUGUUGAAAGAACAGUACCUGGGCUAGGAAGAAACGUGAAAGAUGCUGUGGUCGAAGGCAGCCCUCUCACUUUUACAGAGUCCCUACCUAGCUCACUCCAGAAAAUUAUAUUGAAACAUUGAGAUCCAAAGUAAACUUGAAGCUUCUAAAAUUUACAAAAGCAGUUUAGUUUGGAACUUAUGGUUCAGUCUUGAGGCUAGGUUUUAAACUACUGAGGACCAGAUGAUUAACGUGUAGGAAACAGUCAGAAGCCAAUUGGAAUUUUGUCUGCUAACUGUUCCCAGACAGCAGAGCAAGUAUUCACUGAAUCAUGGGGUCCCAUGACAUUAUUUCAUAUUCUACAGAAGUAAAUCAGAUUUUACUAACUGAAAUGUCUCCCUUUGAAAGCAACAAACAUGAUUUGUAUGUUAACUUAACUUUAAUUUCCUGUGUAGUUUAUACUCAAGGCAGAUACUCGUAAAGGAUGAAAUAAAAACUUUUAACCCUUAUGAAAAAGAGAACUUGCCACGUGGAAUGACAUUGUAUUGAACAUAUUGUAAAGGGUUGUAGCUAGCCCAGUUAUGAUUGGAAAAAAUGGAGAAUACAGAUUUACAAAAAAAGAAAUAAAUUUUCAACUUUACAAGUGAUUACAGAAAGAACAUUCCUACCCUAAUGUCCUCUUGUAUCUUAUUUUUUCUCGUUGAAAAAAAUUAACUCUUUGCAAGUGGAAUCAACGUGCAAGAUAUAAAGUACCCUUUAACAAUAAAUAGAUGGAAAAGCUUACAUAUACACACAGCAAAGCAAUCUGCAGUGAGUCUUUUCAUAAAACUCCCUCUUUUUAGGAUUCCCUUUGCUUCUUCCUUUGAAUUCUUUAAAAUAGGCAGCUAACAGAUUAUAUACUCCAGGGUUUGGCUUUGUGCUAAAUGUGGUUUUGCAUUUUGCUGUAUUUCAAAAAUUUCCUUCUGUUAGAAGAAAAUAUUGUGGACAACCACUGGUGUGUUCUCAGAUCAGCACAAACCAUGUCAAAGAAAACUGGAGAUAUUUUUUUCCAAGUUUCUUUCCACUGAUCUUAGGCAGUCAUAAACAAUGGCAUUUGUCAUCAUUGGCUUUUGUUUUUAGAUUAUAGUCCCACAGAUGCACUGUUCCAAUUGUCUCCUUUUGUUGGUUCAUUUUUAUUUUGUUUUACUCCUAAGUUAUGUCUAAUAGAACCCAGUCUCCCCAAAAUUUCAGCGGUCACAUUUGAGAAUAUUUUCAGUUUGCUGUAGUACUGUCAUAAGGUUUUGCAUCCUGUUAAAAGGAGAUGCCAGUGUGAAUGAAGUCUGAAGCUCUUGAAUGUAUAUGUAUAGUUUGAGGUUCAGCAUGUGCAUCAGGCCUUAGGAUGGGACUGUAGCUUAAAGAGCUUCCUGUUUCCAUUCCAUUUCUAAUUUUCUGAUGUUGUCAACACAAUAGAUGUAGCUCCCAUCUUGUCCAGCACACUGAAAAAAGAUAUUUUUAGGACUGGAAAAAUGAAACUGUAUGUUUAUUUGAUAGGUAAAUCUAAUUUUAUUGUCACACGCUAAAUCUUGCAUGCUCAUGGACUAAUUGGAAUAACCAUUUACUCAGUUGCGGACAGAUUAGAGAAAUAGUUGAUUUAGAACAGGCAUAUUGCAUUUCCUGAAUUCACCUGCCAAGAAUAUCCUUCAGAGUAUUGCUUUUAGGUGUGUUUUAUAACAUAGAAGAACAAUAGGGUCUGUGUAUUAGCAAAUUUGCUAUAUGUUCAGACACAAACUCAUCCCCAAAUGCAAUGAAACCAGUUUCUGCAAUAUAACUAUAAACCUUCUGAAUUUAGGAUAAAAGGUAGCCACAUAGAUUAAUUUUGUGACUUUUAAGUGUAGACUGUAGCCAUAAUUCUCAAAUAUGAAAUGGGACCUAAUACCAGUAUGUGAUAAAUGUUGAUGUUUUCUGUGUACAAACACAUUUUCUAUGCAUGUGUCUCUGUGUAUACAGUAUAUACAUAGUAAAUUUGUUCCUAUAAGUACAUGUAUUUUGUUUCUCUUUAAGUAAGUUUAGAAGCAAUUGUUAAAAUGCCACAAGCAUGAGUGUGAUUGAAUGUGAAUUGUGUAUAUAUAUAUAUGUAUAUGUAUGGGUGUAAAUAUCUAUGUAAACAUGUGCUUAGUAUGUGUGACUAUAAAUAUAUUUUUAAACUGUUAAUCCAAGAGAUAUCUUUGGAGGAUCUGGCAUAACACAUAAUAACAGUGGUUCACUUUUCAUAACAUACAUGAAACACAAAAUUUCCUAAUUUUGGAUUAUAUUCAUUCUGAGAGGCACAAAGUUUAUAAUAACCAUGACACCAAGGUAACAUCGACAGGCAUUAGUAUCUAAAUCCACAGCACUUCUACCUUUGACAAUAUAGGUUGAGAACUUUAAGAUCUUGAAACCUUUCUUUAAGAUCUCCAGGUAGAAUUAUGAGUUAUUAUUAGAUUAAUAAACUGAAUGUUCAAAAGUUAAACUGAUCUAUGUAAUCAUUUUUUGUUUAUAUGAAAUAUAAAAAAAUAGAGGUAGUCAGCCACAUAAUAAAAGUAAUGGAUUUUUCUGAGUAAAAUUGCUUUUUAAAUGGAGAGGAGAAGUUACUUAAUUCCUUGGAGGUGGAUUAUCAACUUUUUCAAAUAAACAUUUCCCAUUUGGCAAAUGGUCUAAUUUUUGAAAUUGACAGCAAUCCUUUUAGAAUUAAGAAUAAAGCUUCACCAUAGGUCUCUGAACGGUUGAAGUCCAUGUAAAAAAGAUCACCACUGAGACUCAGACCCUGAGUUUUAUACCAUUUCACCUAGAGGACAGCUCUCUGAGAGCUCAGAGUUUAAUGUGAAAGAAAGUACCUGAUUUUGGAGAAACUGGAUAUCUCACCAGAUAGACUACUCAGUCCUUUCGAAAGAGCUCUAAUGUGUCUUCUAGAUGAUCCUAGUCAUUCUGUCUAGUUGGUAUGUUUAAAUUUGUGUGGUGCUCUGUAUGUGAAAUUUUAAGAAUAUUUUUGAAAUAUAUGUAGUGUAUGCUUCACCAUUUGUGUGUGUAUAUAUAUAAACACAUAUAUGUAUGUGAGACAGCAAGAGGGAAAACGCAAGGAAGAUUCUCCUGUUUUAGGCUGUUCAUCCUAGUAUACCGGUGAGACUUUCUCACCUCUCUGGUGGAGGGUUUCACAUGUGGCUCAGCGUUAAUUUCUUUUUAAUCUUAUCCUUCAAUUCUUUAAACUUUGCUUGCGAUGUAAUUUUUAAAUUAUGACAAAAAUUUCUCUGCCCUCUUCCACUGACCUCUGUAAAAGUCAUUUCUCCCCACUAGAGAUCUUACCACUAUCAAUUUGAUCUGUGUUUUAUUUCAUAUGGACAGCCUUUGUUUUGCUACAUGUCUGUGUUCCUAUUUGCUCCCUUUUCUGAAUCAAAUUCUUCUUUCACUUUUUUAAUGAAGUCGUGUACAAAAGUGAAAUCUUCUGUUCUCUGUUGAUUCCUUAAUUUAAAUGAGCCAGAAUAUUUUCCACUGUCUUCUGGGCACUUUCAGGAUUUCUUACUGUGGCUGUGUGGACUCUGUGAAUGGAGUUUUUGAAGCAAAUUCCUAAAGCCUGUAUCAUUCUUGAAGGUCAUAUGUACCUAUUGUGAAAAUGUGAAGCUGUAUUUCUGAACCUCAAAUAAAUUAUAACAUUUGAAGGACCCUCCCUUUCCUUAUUCUCA